AUGGCGACCGAAGGAUCCACAAACCCUUAUGGAGGAAUAAAGAAGAAUGUUGAAAUUGAUGGGAAAAGCUUCACUUUCUUUAAUUUGGCAGAUCUCAAAGAUGCCAGAUAUGAAAAGUUGCCAUUUUCAAUUCGAGUAUUAUUGGAGUCUGCAGUGAGAAAUUGUGAUGAGUUUCAAGUGCUGAAGAAAGAUGUGGAGAACAUUUUGAACUGGGAGAAAAAUCAGGGACAGAGUGUUGAGAUCCCAUUCAAACCUGCCAGGGUGAUUUUACAAGAUUUCACUGGAGUACCAGCUGUGGUAGAUUUUGCUGCCAUGAGGGAUGCUGUGAAGAGACUGGGGGGAAAUCCAGAGAAAAUAAACCCCAUCUGUCCAGCAGACCUCGUGAUAGACCACUCGAUUCAGGUGGACGUGUCAAGGAGUAUAUUGAAAUAUUCUCCCAACCCUGGAGGAGGUCAAAGUUCAGGGGCUCAGGGGUCACAGAGGUCAACCUGCAACCUGUGUCAUGACCCUCGGUCUCCCAUCUCCGAUUACAUUUGUCCUUUUCACAAGCAGAAGACACAGGGUGCUGAUGCUUUAGAACAAAAUCAGGAGCUGGAAUUUGAGAGAAAUAGAGAAAGAUUUGUUUUUCUAAAGUGGGGAGCCUCUGCUCUGAAGAACAUGUUGAUAGUUCCCCCAGGGUCAGGCAUCGUCCAUCAGGUGAAUCUUGAGUACCUGGCCCGGGUCGUCUUCAAUGAGGGUGGUCUCUUGUACCCAGACAGUCUCGUGGGGACAGACUCCCACACCACCAUGAUCAACGGACUAGGGGUUGUAGGCUGGGGUGUUGGAGGUAUUGAAGCAGAAGCUGUUAUGCUGGGUCAGGCUAUCAGUAUGGUGUUACCUGAGGUUGUGGGGUAUAAACUGACAGGCAAGGUGGACCAUCUAGUGACCUCCACAGAUGUCGUCUUGACUGUUACCAAGCACUUGAGACAGAUCGGGGUCGUUGGAAAGUUUGUGGAGUUUUUUGGACCAGGAGUGUCCGAGCUGUCCAUCGCUGACAGAGCCACAAUCUCUAACAUGUGUCCCGAGUACGGCGCCACUGUGGGGUUCUUCCCUGUGGACGAGAAAAGCCUGGAGUACCUCAGACAAACAGGGAGGUCAGAGGAGAGAAUCAAGUUCAUUGAGAAAUUCCUAAGAGAAAUCAAACUGUUUAGAAACUACAGCAAUCCUGAGGAGGAUCCAGUGUUUUCACAGGUGGUAGAGCUGGACCUGAGUACAGUUGUGUCCUGUUGCUCUGGACCCAAACGCCCCCACGACAAGGUCGCUGUGUCCGAGAUGAAGACUGACUUCAAGGCCUGUCUGGAUAACAAGAUAGGAUUCAAGGGUUUUGCAAUACCAGCUGAUAAGCAGGAUACAAAAGUUCCCAUUGUGUUCGACAACAAAGAGUAUGUCCUGUCACAUGGUUCUGUCGUCAUAGCAGCCGUCACCAGCUGUACUAACACCAGUAACCCUAGUGUGAUGCUGGGAGCUGGGAUAUUGGCUAAAAAAGCAGUAGAGGCGGGGCUAAGUGUCAAACCAUACAUCAAAACCAGUCUGUCUCCAGGAAGUGGAGUUGUCACUUACUACCUCAGGGAAAGUGGAGUCACCCCUUACCUAGAAAAGCUAGGGUUUGACAUCGUAGGAUACGGUUGUAUGACGUGCAUUGGUAACAGCGGGCCCCUACCAGAACCUGUGUCAGAAGGCAUAGAAAAGGGUGACCUGGUAGCAUGUGGGGUUCUGUCAGGGAACCGGAAUUUUGAGGGAAGGAUCCAUCCACUCACCAGAGCUAAUUACCUCGCCUCACCACCCCUAGUCAUCGCAUAUGCCCUUGCUGGAACCGUCCUUAUUGACUUUGAAAAAGAUCCACUGGGUACUAAUCCUGAAGGCAAGCCAGUUUAUCUUAGAGAUAUUUGGCCAACAAGAGAGGAAAUCCAGGCAGUGGAAAAAGAAUUUGUUGUCCCUGCGAUGUUCACCGACGUCUACUCAAGAAUCCAGCAAGGAAACAAACGCUGGAACUCGUUAGUAGCACCUGAAGGUAUGCUUUAUCCCUGGGACGAGAAGUCAACAUACAUCAAGUCACCUCCCUUCUUUGAAAACAUGGGUAAGGAAGUCACUAAACCAGAAAGCAUCAAAGAUGCCCACGUUUUACUGAAUUUGGGAGAUUCUGUGACCACAGAUCACAUAUCCCCUGCCGGUAGUAUAGCUAGAAACAGCCCCGCAGCACGUUACCUAGGCAACAGAGGGUUAACCCCUCGUGAAUUUAACUCAUACGGAUCUCGUAGAGGGAAUGAUGCUGUGAUGGCGAGAGGAACCUUUGCCAAUAUUCGUCUAGUCAACAAGUUCAUGAGCAAAGCUGGUCCUAGGACCCGACACAUUCCAUCCGGAGAUGAGAUGGACAUAUUUGAUGCCUCUGAGAGGUAUAAGAAGGAUGGUCGCCAGGUCAUUGUUCUUGCAGGGAAAGAGUAUGGGUCUGGGUCGUCCCGAGACUGGGCAGCCAAGGGACCCUGGAUACUGGGAAUUAAGGCAGUCAUAGCUGAGAGUUAUGAACGAAUCCAUCGUAGUAACCUGGUGGGGAUGGGGAUCAUCCCGUUCCAGUAUUUGGAGGGACAGACCGCUGAGAGCCUGGGGCUGACUGGCACAGAGACCUACUCUGUAGAUAUCCCCGAUAACCUCACGGCAGGUCAAGUGUUAGAGGUCAAGCUGAGUAACGGCAAAACAUUCCAAGUCAAAACGAGGUUCGACACGGAGGUGGAGUUGACCUACUUUAGGCACGGCGGAAUCCUUAACUACAUGAUACGGCGGAUGUUAUGAUAGAGUCUGUGACAGUGCAGUGGUGUACUGCCGGCUAAAUCAGGAAUAAGGAAGUAAUUCAUGACGUGGACAUGGAAUUAAGGAGUUGAUUGCAUUGAUAAUUUGCAUGAAUAAUUGUGAUUGGUUAAUUUUUGUGGGGGAAAAAGUGCUAGUUAAGUGAGAUUUUUUGUAAGGUAAUUGAUUCAAUGGAGAACUUAUGCUCAAUCAUUGUAAGAUUUUGUUAUGAUUUUUUUUUUCUUUUUAAUAUUUUGGGAAGUAAUGGGAAUUUAAUGAUAUUACAUGUAGUUAUGGAUUUUUUUUUCCUUUAAAAAUAUUUUUCUCUGGAAUAUUUUUUUUUCUAUGGGCAUCAUGAACAUUUUUAGUUGCAAUAACCUAAGUGGAUGUUUAUGUAUGGUUUUUUUUUUUAAAUAUUGGUAAUGAAGGUUUCAGAUGGUAUUUGAAUAAUAUUUGAAAUUUUAGUCUUCACCAAUACUUUGUAUUGGUAACUUAUAUACAUGUAUCUGCCUGUUAUGGAUAAUUAAAUAAAGUUAUGUACAUCCUCUCUGCUCUCACCCUUACUAUGAUACUAAACAGUAUUUUUGAUUUCUUAAAUUUCCUAUCCAUUUAUCUGUAAUAUUCUUCUCAAAAUUUGAGAUCUUUUGUAUAAUUACAUAUAUGUAGAGGUUUUUUUUUAUAUCUUUAGUUUUAAUAUCUGCCAAAUAAUGCAUUUACAACGUAUAUGCAAUUGUAAAAUAGAUAUUUAUUUUUAAAUUGUCGCAGAGAGGCAUUUAGUUACAGAUUUUUUUCCUAUAGCAACAUCUUUUCCAAAAAAGAUCAGUGCUAUGUU
Saccostrea echinata is the source of this 3652-nucleotide messenger RNA. RefSeq names its product cytoplasmic aconitate hydratase-like. Lineage: Eukaryota; Metazoa; Mollusca; Bivalvia; Ostreida; Ostreidae. The coding region runs from base 1 to 2826 and encodes 941 amino acids. The record is from RefSeq and is a predicted model, not a curated record. The transcript has 23 exons. Gene Ontology annotation, molecular function: aconitate hydratase activity; 4 iron, 4 sulfur cluster binding. Gene Ontology annotation, cellular component: cytosol; mitochondrion. Gene Ontology annotation, biological process: tricarboxylic acid cycle; citrate metabolic process.